AUGGCCUCGAUGAACUCACCCGCUGGGAAGGCCGAGGGGGAUAUCUCUGACACAUUCGCCUCGCUCUCGGGGAAGAAAGCCCAGCCCCUCCCAGAUCGGUUCCGCGAGCUCAAGCUGCGCUUAGUGGACGGCCAUGAAGAUGCCGUCAUAGCGAGUUGGAAACGCCUCCUCAGCACGCUCAAAAGAGAAAAUGAGAUAAUCGCCCGUACCGGGCCGGCUAUCGUUCCCGAGGUCCGAUUCAGCCAUCUCCACGACGACCUGCAGAGCCUCAAGCCCGAGAUCCAAAAACGUGGUGUGGCCGUUAUCCGGGGCGUGAUUCCCGAAGACGAGGCCCGGUCCUACAAGUUUGAGAUUGAGGAAUACGCCCGCCAGAACCCGCAAACCCGCGGCUUCCCCCCCACCAACCCGCAAAUCCUCGAGCUCUACUGGUCCCCCGCCCAACUCCGCGCCCGCAGCCACCCGUCCCUCCUCACAACCCAGCGCGCCCUCAUGACAUCCCUCUGGCACACGGGCUCAGACCACUCCACGCCACUCUCCCUGCACACGCCCCUCAGCUACGCCGACCGCCUGCGCAUCCGCCAACCCGGCGACGCACACUUCGCCUUGGGUCCCCACCAGGACGCGGGCAGUGUUGAAAGGUGGGAGGAGGGGGGGUAUGGGCGGGGCGGGGUUUAUGAGGCUGUGUGGAGGGGGGCGUGGGAUGGUGCUGCUGGGGAUGGUGAAGGGGGUGGGUUUGAUGCGUAUGAUGCGGCGGGACGGGUGGGGGCGGUGACGGAUUUGUAUAGCGGGCUGGGGGCGUGCAGUAUGUUUCGGAUGUUUCAGGGGUGGUUGGCGAUGAGCGAGAGCGGGCCGUUGCGGGGGACGUUGUUGGUGAACCCGCUGGUGAGGGAGACGGGGGUGUACGCGCUGCUGAGGCCGUUCUUUAGGGCGCGGAGGGGGCUGAAGGAGGUGGGCGGGGAUAGGGGCAGGUAUUUGGAGGAGAGGAAUUGGGAGUUUACUGCGGGGGGUAGGAUGGAUAGUGAGCUCCAGGGCGCGAUGCCGGGGUGUGCGCAGGAGUUUCCCGAGGGGGCGCACCCGCAUCUGGAGCUGGAUAGGACGAUGGUGCAUGUGCCUGAGGUCAGGCCGGGGGAUUAUGUGGUUUGGCAUUGCGAUUCGAUCCAUGCUGUCGACAAGAAGCACAACGGCACGGCCGACUCUAGCGUCCUAUACAUUCCGGUGUGCCCGACCACCAAGGCCAGCGCCGAGUACGUGGUUCGGCAACGGGCCGCGUUCCGAGACGGCACCCCGGGCCCGGACUUCCCAGGUGGUGAGGGCGAGUCGAAGCACAUCGGGCGGGCGACCGAGGAGUAUGUCAAGAAGUACUGCGACCCCGCCGGUGUCCAGUCCAUGGGCCUCGACAAGCUCGCCACGGUAGAGGCAGAUACCCCCGGCGGCAAGGCCGUGGUUGCGGAGGCCAACAGAAUCCUGGGGUUUGAGCGAUGUGACUGA
Messenger RNA from Chaetomium fimeti, 1488 nucleotides. RefSeq lists its product as uncharacterized. The record is from RefSeq and is a predicted model, not a curated record. The coding region runs from base 1 to 1488 and encodes 495 amino acids. The transcript has 3 exons. NCBI's taxonomy places the organism in Eukaryota, Fungi, Ascomycota, Sordariomycetes, Sordariales, Chaetomiaceae.